UGAAAAAGAUUUACAUGAAGUAAUCACAUUAAAAAAUCGACGUGAUAUAACCAGCGAAUUAAAUCCGUAUCUCGUCUUGAAGAGUGGACUGCAUCAUAACUGAAAGAUGUUAAAAGCGAUUAUCCUAAUUGGGGGACUUCAAAAAGGUACCAGGUUCCGCCCCCUGUCAUUCGAGGUUCCCAAACCGCUGUUCCCUGUGGCAGGAGUUCCCAUGUUACAGCACCACAUAGAAGCCUGUGCCCAAGUUCCUGAUAUGAAAGAGAUCAUACUAAUAGGUUUUUAUCAGCCCAAUGACGAGCUAAACCGGUUCAUUUCUUGUGCUCAGCAGGAGUUUAAAAUCCCAAUACGGUACCUGCAGGAGUUUACUGCCUUGGGUACAGGUGGUGGGAUCUAUCACUUUCGUGACCAGAUCCUGUCUGGGGGUCCGGAUGCAUUUUUCCUCAUGAAUGCUGAUGUAUGCUCUGAGUUCCCCUUGCAGGAAAUGCUCCGGUUCCACCGUCAACAUGGCGAGGGUCAUUGUGGAGUCUUACUUGGAACUACAGCCAAUAGAACACAAUCUCUGAACUAUGGCUGCAUUGUGGAAAAUCAUGAGACAAAUGAGAUGCUCCAUUUUGUGGAGAAACCCAGUACUUUUGUAAGUGACAUUAUCAACUGUGGUAUCUAUUUGUUCACACCAGAUAUAUUUGGCCAUAUUGGGAAGGUUUUCCAGAGGAACCAGCAAGAGAGGAUCCAAGAAGAGCUCACUAAUGGCAAGCAGAUGCCAGAGGUGAUUCGGCUGGAACAGGACAUCUUUACAACCCUAGCAGGACAGAAAAAACUCUUUGUCUACAAAACACAGCAUUUCUGGAGUCAGAUAAAGUCUGCAGGGUCAGCAAUAUACGCUAGUCGUUUGUACCUCAAGCAGUAUCAUCAGACACAUCCUGAGAGACUGGCCACAAACCAAGACGGAACUCCCAAAAUAAUAGGAGAUGUUUAUAUCCACCCUACAGCAAACAUUGAUCCCUCUGCUGUGCUGGGUCCUAACGUUUCUAUUGGCAAAGGGGUGACAAUUGGAGGAGGCGUAAGAGUGAGGGAGUCCAUCAUUUUACAUGGAGCCGUGUUACAGGACCACUGUUGUGUGUUGAGCAGUAUUGUUGGGUGGGACAGUACAGUGGGGAAGUGGGCAAGAGUAGAAGGAACGCCAAGUGACCCCAAUCCCAACGAUCCUUAUGCCAAGAUUGACAGCGAGACUCUGUUCAGGGAUGGAGGUCUAACCCCAUCCAUCACCAUCCUUGGCUGCAAUGUGAAUAUUCCAUCAGAGGUCAUCAUUCGAAACUCUAUCGUCUUGCCUCAUAAAGAUCUCAACAGGAGCUUCAAAAACCAGAUUAUUCUAUAGAAGACACUUUCCUCAUUUGUCUUUCUAAAAAAAAAAAUACAGUACCUUGGGUCAUGUAGAAAGUAUAUAGCGUAAAGAUUGCACAAUGUUUAAUUUUCAUUGUUAUAUGUAAUGUUUAUGUAUUUGGUAGUUACUGUUCAGAGAAAAUGAGUCCACUUGUGAUCAAAUUGUAUUGCAGUAUAUAUGAAUAAUAUGGUUCAACAAUGGGAUAUUUUCCUGAUUAUUUCAGGACUGGGAAUUUUGUAUUUAAUGACUUACUCUAUGCUGAUGUACCAGCCUCAUCCACAUACAGUAACAUAACACUAUAUUUUAAUUGUAUUAAUUCCUUAAUUACAAAUCACAUAUACCUGUGUUGCCUUUUUAGCAAAUUAAGGAGUGAUCAGUGAAGUAUUUUUAUAGAAACAGAUUUGAAGGCACAUAGUUUUGGCAGGAAUGUAAAUGGAUGGAGAGAAGGUUUAGGGUUUUUUGGUAAUUAUUGCUGUUUUCUGUCACAACCAUUUAUUAAAAUCAUUUCAACCACAGAAACA
This is a messenger RNA of Rhinichthys klamathensis goyatoka, 1902 nucleotides long. It is a transcript of the gene gmppab, whose product is annotated as GDP-mannose pyrophosphorylase Ab. The coding region runs from base 107 to 1375 and encodes 422 amino acids. Lineage: Eukaryota; Metazoa; Chordata; Actinopteri; Cypriniformes; Leuciscidae. Gene Ontology annotation, biological process: biosynthetic process. The record is from RefSeq and is a predicted model, not a curated record. Gene Ontology annotation, molecular function: transferase activity. The transcript is spliced from 12 exons. Gene Ontology annotation, cellular component: cytoplasm.